Ctenopharyngodon idella (grass carp) is the source of this 966-nucleotide messenger RNA. RefSeq names its product FA core complex associated protein 24 (gene faap24). The transcript is spliced from 4 exons. Lineage: Eukaryota; Metazoa; Chordata; Actinopteri; Cypriniformes; Xenocyprididae. Bases 254 to 901 code for a protein of 215 amino acids. Gene Ontology annotation, cellular component: Fanconi anaemia nuclear complex. Gene Ontology annotation, molecular function: chromatin binding. The record is from RefSeq and is a predicted model, not a curated record. Gene Ontology annotation, biological process: interstrand cross-link repair.
GUAAAACAGGCGCGAGAUUUGACGACACUCGGAAAUGGGAGUUUGUCUGAUAUCAACAAAAUAGUUAUUUAUAUUGUCGUAUUUAUACACGUUUAUUAUGUAAGGAUACAUUGUAAGCAAAUUGAAAGGCGAAUUCCCGUCGUAUAUAUGUUUUUGAACUUUUAAAAGAGAUGUUUUUGUUUGUAGCUUAUGGAUAUAGUCGUCGUACAUUAUUGAACUGAACACAUUAUUGAUCAGAUUGAUCGUUUCUGCGAUGGAAUCUAAACCAGUUCCUGCGAAACUCCUGAACGCCGCUCCUCCGUACGGACAUAUAAUCACUCAUGAGAAGUGGAGAGGAUCCACACUCCUGCAGAGCUUUAAAGGCAGUGUGAAGAUGAUCUUCGAGGAGGAGCUGGGUGUUGUGGACUUCUGUCUCAGUAACAAGACGUGUGUCCUCUAUGUAUCAGAAAGUGAUCAGGUGGCAGGAAACAACUACAGAAGGAAGAUUGUCCGAUUCAGAAAUGCUAACAGUGGUCUGCAGGCUGUUGUGAUUGUGGAGAAGACCCGUCUGAGUGAGCAGUACUUCAGCGGGCUGCAGAAGUUCGUGGUUUUGGAGCUGGGUCUGACCCUGCUGCCUGUGUCGACUUCUGCUGAAGCUGCUCAGCUCAUAGCGCAGCUGGUUCUUGGCGAGAACAAGGAGAACCCAUUCGGCAGGAAGAGCGUGUCCAGACUGCUGGAGCCGGUGGUGUUGAGUCUGGUUCAGCAGAUUCCUGGCGUUGGAAAGGUGAAGGCCAUGCUGCUCCUCCAGAGGUUUCCCAGUAUCCAUCAGCUCAGCAGGGCUUCAGUCCAUGAACUAGAACCCAUAGUGGGACAGGCCACAGCCCAGCACAUCACAGCCUUCUUUCACAACCAGUUCACAUAGAAAUGCAGGAUGAAUAUCACGAGCUGAUGUUCAGAAGCAAGCAAAUAAACACUAUUUAAGCACUG